Messenger RNA from Belonocnema kinseyi, 2929 nucleotides. RefSeq names its product glutamate receptor ionotropic, kainate 2-like. Bases 217 to 2838 code for a protein of 873 amino acids. Gene Ontology annotation, biological process: monoatomic ion transport; synaptic transmission, glutamatergic; modulation of chemical synaptic transmission. Lineage: Eukaryota; Metazoa; Arthropoda; Insecta; Hymenoptera; Cynipidae. The transcript has 16 exons. Gene Ontology annotation, molecular function: glutamate-gated receptor activity; transmitter-gated monoatomic ion channel activity involved in regulation of postsynaptic membrane potential. The record is from RefSeq and is a predicted model, not a curated record. Gene Ontology annotation, cellular component: plasma membrane; postsynaptic membrane.
GACGAAGAGCUUCGAUGUUCCGUGAGAUUCAAAUUCAGAGUGACUUAAAUGCGACAAAAAUAAGAAUGUCGUUUCACGCUUAAUAGUGUAGUUUCAAGACAGUGGUGAGGGAAUCGAGUCUGCGCAAAAAUUACAUCCUUGGCUGUCGAACAUCCAAUGUUUUUCUCCUCUUGCUGAUGAGAAGUCAAAAAAUUUUUACAGUAGAAUGUUUCUAAGAUGUUGUGGAAUUAUAUCCUGGUGGCUUUCUUGCCUUUCAGUCUCGGAUAUAAUAAUUUUCGAAUAGGUGGAGUAUUUGAAGGUUAUGAUGGCAUUGGGUGUGUAUUUGGGAAAUCAGCAUCGACUCUUCGCGAAAUUUUAGGCUCAGAUCCUAAAAACCUUACAAAAUAUGUUACCACCGAUGAAGAAUUAAAAUUGUGGGAUGUACAAACCAAAGUAUGUGAACUUAUGGAAAAAGGGGUCGUUGCAAUUUUCGGGCCACUCAGUCCACAGAGUUUAAGCCAUGCGUAUAGCAUGUGUGAUGCAAUGGGAAUACCGCAUAUAGCUACCACAUUGAGUAUUGAUGACAAAUUGAAAUCAAUCAAUUUUUAUCCACACUCUGAAGCAUUAUCAACGCUUUACUAUGAUCUUGUUGUGGAAUAUAAUUGGAAAACUUACACGAUACUCUAUGAAAAUAAGAUCAGUUUGUUGAUGAUAAAACCACUUCUUGAACGUUGGAAUAGUACAGGAUAUACAGUAUCAGUUCGUCUACUAAAUGGACCAGAUUAUAGACGAAUGUUACGUGAUGUGAAAUUAUCUGGAGAACAAAACUUUAUAAUUGAUUGUUCUGUUGAAAUUCUUCCCGAAGUUCUAAAACAGGCUUUGCAAGUUGGUCUAUUGUUUCAUAAAUUCAACUUGAUUAUUACUUCAUUGGAUUUGCAGACGAUCAAUUAUCAACCUUAUCAAUACUCUGGGAUGAACAUAACUGCACUUCGUUUAAUUGAUCCAGAUAAUGAACUCGUUCAAAUAAUAAAUUACAAGAAGCCCGAUUGUGGAAAGCUAACUACAAAUAAAGCUGUGAUGUACGAUGCAGUACAAUUUGUUGCAUUAGCUUUCAAGAACCUUACUAAUUCGACAAAGAAAAUUGUCAGAUCUUUGCCCUGUGAUGGAUCAGAGAUUUGGGAACAUGGUGAAACUCUGACUAACUACAUCCGAACAGGGUCUAUGGAAGGACUUACUGGAAUAGUAAAGUUUGAUACCAGAGGCUACCGUUCUGAAUUCGCAGUCGAUAUCUUAAACUUAGGUGAAGAUGGAUUAAAAAAGAUUGGAAUCUGGAAUAGCACGCGAGGUUUCAAGUGGAUACCAAAACCUGUUAUACUCGAAGCAGAUACAGAAUUGAGUCUUCAUAAUCAGACUUUUAGAGUCCUUAUUUCGCUGACGAAACCCUAUGCAUCGGUAAAGGAUUCUUUGACAAAGAGAGUAGGUAACGAUCGCUUCGAAGGAUAUACAGUCGAUAUUAUAGACGAACUCAGCAAAAUGUGUGGUUUUAACUAUACCUUCAUGGUACAAGAUGACAAAAAUUAUGGUUCCUACAAUAAUUUUACUGGUGAAUGGAAUGGAAUGAUCGGGAAAAUACGGGCUAACGAGGCUGAUUUAGCAAUCGCUGAUUUGACUAUCACUCAACAACGUGAAGAAGCUGUAGACUUUACUUUACCAUUUAUGAGUUUGGGGAUAAGUAUUCUCUACAGGAGACCAACUAAAGCUGAAGGAAGCUUACUUUCUUUCUUGUCGCCCCUUACACUUGAUGUUUGGUUCUAUUUAACAGCGGCCUACAUAUUUGUCUCGAUAGAACUUGUUAUCCUAGGAAGAUUGAGUUCUGCUGAGUGGGUUAAUCCAUAUCCAUGCAUAGAUGAACCACAAGAAUUAAAAAACCAAUUAACUUUUUCGAACUGCUUAUGGUUCACGCUCGGUGCUCUGAUGCAACAAGGAUCAGAAAUUGCUCCUGUAGGUAUGUCAACAAGACUAUUGGCUGGAUGUUGGUGGUUCUUUUGCCUUAUCAUGGUCUCUUCUUACACUGCCAAUCUUGCUUCAAGUUUAACUUAUGAAACACCUGUACAACCAUUUCGUGAUGCCUUUGAUCUUGCUAGGCAAAGCAAGAUUAAGUAUGGUGCUAAAAAGGGAGGUUCUACUCUUGCAUUUUUUCAGGGAUCGGACAAAAAGGAGUAUAGACAUAUAUAUGAGACGAUGAUGAAUGAUGCCAAAAAUUGUUUGACAUCAUCAAACGAAGAAGGCGUUGAAAAAGUGAAAACUGAAGAUUUUGCUUUCUUCAUGGAAUCUUCUACAAUUGAGUACGAAACAGAGAGAGAUUGUAGUCUCACUAAAAUUGGUCCGCAACUUGAUGAAAAGGGUUACGGUAUUGCUAUGAGGAAAAAUUCACCCUAUCGACACGAUUUAAUCGCGGCAAUUUUGGAGCUUCAAGAAAACGGCAAGCUUUCUAAAUUGAAAUUAAAAUGGUGGUCAGAAAAACAUGGAGGUGGAAGUUGUGUACAAGCAUCAUCUAGUGUACCUUCAGAAUUGAAUCUGAAAAAUGUCGGUGGCGUAUACCUAGUACUUUUUAUUGGUAUUGGAAUAUCUUUUAUAUGGACUAUAAUAGAACUACUAUUGUACGUAGCAGCACAAUCACAUGAAUAUAAUAUUUCAUUUAAAGAAGAGUUAAUUAAAGAACUCAAAUUUGUGAUCCAGUUCAAUCGGUCAAGUAAGCCAGUUAGAAGAAGAGCACCUUCAAGAAGAAGUGGAAUUAGUACAACUGAGUGUGCAUCGAUUGAUACUUCAAAUACUAAUUUUGAAGACAGUGUAUGUUAAAAAAAUAUUCAAAGUAGGCGCCGCACGCCUUUAGGUCAUUUUCACCUUCCCCUCCGAUGCUUUGAUUUUCUUAUUCCCUACCCCCCUCCCC